Panicum hallii is the source of this 2835-nucleotide messenger RNA. Its product is annotated as disease resistance protein RPP13-like. The coding region runs from base 1 to 2835 and encodes 944 amino acids. Gene Ontology annotation, biological process: defense response to other organism. Gene Ontology annotation, molecular function: ADP binding. The record is from RefSeq and is a predicted model, not a curated record. The transcript is spliced from 2 exons. NCBI's taxonomy places the organism in Eukaryota, Viridiplantae, Streptophyta, Magnoliopsida, Poales, Poaceae.
AUGGAGGGGGUGAUGGUGAGCACUGCAACAGGAGCAAUGAAUUCAUUGCUCUCCAAGCUUUUCAAGCUGCUCAGCUAUGAAUUCAAUUUGUUCAGAGGGAUCCGUAACGAGAUAGAAUUUCUCAAACAUGAGCUGAGCUACAUGAAUGCUCUGUUGCACAAUCUCGCAAACAUGGAGGAGCUUGAUAUUCAAACACAUGUGUGGAGGAACAAGGUGCGUGAGCUAUCUUAUGACAUUGAAGAUUGCAUUGACAUCUUCAUGCAUCAUCUCGGUAAUAAUGAUGAGAAGGCUGGCUUGGUCCACGAAGCAACUAAAAUGUUUAAGAAACUAUGGGUGUGCCAUCGAGUCUCGAAACAAAUUCAACAACUUAAGGACCGUGUUGUGCAGGAGAAUGAACGGCGCAAAAGGUAUAAACUGGAUGAGGGGCCAUCUAAUUCUAGAGUGGUGGAAAUUGAUCCCCGGCUACCUUCAUUAUAUGCACAUGAUGGACAGCUUGUGGGAGUGGAUGGCCCAAGGGACACUAUCAUUCACUGGUUAAUUGGAGACGAAGGUAGAGGAUCAUCACAACAGCUCAAAAUAUUGUCCAUUGUGGGCUUCGGGGGUCUUGGGAAGACAACACUUGCCAACUCGGUUUUCUGUAAAAUCAAGGACAAAUUUGACUGCACAGCAUUUGUUUCUGUGUCACAAAAGCCUAAUCUACCAAAGAUUUUGAAGGACAUACUUUCAGCAAUUGGAGGCUUCAUGGGUGAUCCAGAUGAUAAUUUACAAAUAUUGAUUGACAAAAUCAGAGAACACCUUAUGUAUAAAAGAUAUCUUAUUAUUAUUGAUGAUUUAUGGAGCAUCCCAGCAUGGGACACUAUUAAGUGUGCUUUUGUAGAAAAUAAUAAUGGUAGCGGAGUUAUUACCACUACACGUAUUCAAGAUGUUGCUACAGCUUCUUGCUUUCCUUAUGGUCGCCACGUAUACCAGAUGCAAUGCCUUGAUGAGCUAUACUCAAGGAGGCUUUUCUUCAAUAGGGUAUUUGGUACCGAGGAUGGUUGUCCUGAACAAUUUAGAGAAAUUUCAGACGACAUGUUAAGGAAAUGUAAAGGGGUACCAUUGGCAAUUACUAGUAUUGCAAGCCUUUUGGCUAACCGGAGCAUGCAUGUUGAGACAUGGGAGAAGAUACGUAAAUCACUGGGGUAUGAGCUGGACACAAACCCUACACUCGAAUGGAUGAGACAUGUGCUAAAUCUCAGCUACAAUGAUCUAUCACACGAACUCAAAACAUGCUUACUAUACCUUGGUGUAUACCCAGAAGAUCAUGCAAUUGGAAAGUUUGAUUUGGUGAGAAAAUGGAUAGCUGAAGGAUUUAUUCGGGAAAAGCAUGGUUUAGACCCCGAGGAAGUUGCUGAGAACUGUUUUAAUGAACUUGUCAAUAGAAGUAUGAUCCAACCUUUCUUCGAUGAUUCCGAUGAGGAGUGGUCAUGUCGAGUUCAUGAUUUAAUGCUUGAUCUAAUCAUAUUGAAGUGUAGUGAAGAAAACUUCACCACCAUAAUUGAUAGGCAAUUUAAAAUGAAAAACGGAGCAUCACAAGUUCGUCGGAUAAGUCAUCAGUCCAAUAACAGUAACAUAGCCCUGGUAGUGGACAAGAUGAGUCUUUCACAAGUUCGGUCAUAUAAUUCCUUCCCUGCAGCUGAUUGUAUGCCUCUACUUUCGAAGUUUGAGCACUUGAGAGUUUUGGACAUUGACCACGGCUCAUAUGCAGCGCCAGAAUCUAUAUGCUUUGCUUUAUCUGCUAUAAAUCAUCUAUUUCUUCUGAGGUACCUGAAGGUCAGAGGCUUUCGUUUGGAGCUGCCAGAAAAAUUUGGGAAACUUGAGCAUUUGAUGACCCUUGACAUAUCACGGGGAAAGUUGUAUCCCAGUCACCAAUCAUCGGAUUUUACUUCCCUGUCAUCGUUGAGGCACCUCAGUCUCUCAAUGUUUGGACAUGGUGUAGUUCUAAGAAAUGGGCUUAGCAAACUGUGCAACCUACGCACUCUGUUUCAUUUUGAUGUCAGGACAAAUUCUGCAGACUGCAUCAGAGACCUCGGCGAGUUGGCCAAUCUAAGGGAGCUCAGUGUAUCUUACUCCAGGCCAUUUGGUGUGCAAGAUAAUCCUGACACGAGACUACUGAAGUACGACAUCCUGGCAGCCUCUCUUGACAAGCUUGGGAGCAUCAACCUCCGCGACCUAGACAUUGUUGGCUGUGACUCCAGUGCCACCCCAACACAGUUCUGGGACAAUUGCUUCACGCGACCACGGAAUCUGCAGAGGCUUUGGUUGCCCAAGUUGUCACUGCCCAAGGUUCCAAAUUGGAUGGUGCAUGCCGACAGAUUGGAAAAUUUGAAGAAACUGACAGUGCAGGAGCUACGGCACGAUGACUUCCUGGUUCUUGCACAGUUGCCCUGCCUCAUGUACCUGUUCCUAGAGGCUAAAACAAUCCCAGAGAGAAACACCACUGUCCAGUCCAACACAUUCCCCAGCCUGAAGAAAUUUCAUUUCUGGUGUGAGCUAUCACGUGUGACCUUUGAGCCAGCCGCAAUGCCGAGGCUACAGGCUCUGAGGAUAGCACUCGAUGGUUGUGGACAGGGUGCCGUGGAGCCGCGAGAGGGCAGUCCAGUUGCUGGGAUCCAGCACCUUGCAUGCCUUGAAGAGAUCUCCGUGGUUAUGCAUGUCAAAUGUGGUCACGGGUCUAGCAUAGAGUCUGCAUGCAGAGAUGCCAUCUUCAGGCACCCAAUAAGUGAAGCCAUACAGGUUCAUCUGGAGUGCAUAGAGUAUGACCAAAAUGGGCAUCGGGUGAGCACUGGAAGAUGA